GUUUUGCUUCCCAAAUUACCCUUCAGUCGGUGCCAAAAGGGUGAGCUCAGUCCUCGCGGUUAUACAUUUGUAAAUGUGUGGAUAUAAUAUCGCAUGUACGUAUAUUUGAAUCUCUCUUUCUGAAAUUCGCAAACCACAGCUAAAGUUAAAAUUGAGUAAAAAUGGCGAGGCCCGAUCGAGAAGCCAUUGUUGACACUUUCAUGAGCAUUACCGGCGUUGAUGAAGCCGUCGCUAUUCAGAAACUCGAGGAACAUUUUGGCGACCUCAAUGAAGCUGUUAAUGCACAUUUCAAUGAAGCCGAUACAAGCAUAACUCAAGAGGCAUCUUUUACCUCGAUUCGGGAUCAUGGCAUGGAUAUAGACGAUCCUUUACCAGCCCAGUCGCAUAGACCAACUUCUUCCUUCUUACCCUUUGCUAGAGAUUUCAAUCCUUUCUCCAUGCUUGACCCUAACUGCACAAGAAGUAUAUUUGAUAUUGGUAAUUCUGCAACUCGCUCGCCUUUUGUUUCACAUCCAAGAGAGGUGGAGAUACCAAUUGAGGUGAAAGACGGGAUUGGAGAUUCUAGUGGUGCUCCCACUAUUGAAGAUGUCACUGAAACUGUGCAUCAACCUGGCCCUGUAAUACGUGGAACGGUCAUAAUGGACGAUGAAGAUGAUGAUGUGGCUGACUAUGGCAAUGAUAUAGAAGAAGAAAUGAUACGAGCUGCCAUUGAAGCUUCCAAGCUGGAUGCAUCCAUGUCAAAUCAACUAGAUAGUGAUAUUCUUGAUGUGAGAGAUUCCGCUCCUCAGCCAAUAAAUUCUCUCCCGGAAGAUGAUGAGCUCGCACAUGCUGUUUCCCUGUCAUUGCAGGAAAAUCAGAGACAGUUAGCAGCCAAAGAAGCUUCCCUUCCUCAGGAACCAACAGCAGAUGAUGAGAAUGCUGUUACACUCCUUCUGCGGAUGCCUGAUGGAAAUAAGUGUGAACGAAGGUUUCUUAAGUCAGACAAGUUGCAGUGUCUAUUUGACUUCAUUGACGUUGGCAGAGUGGUCAAACCUGGGAGUUACAGAUUGGUGAGGCAUUAUCCUCGGCGUGUUUUUAGCGAUGAAGAGAGCACAUCAACUCUCCAUGAAUUGGGUCUAACCAGCAAAUACGAAGCCUUGCAUCUGGAGUUGAUAUAGUUCGCAUAUGCUAUCUUUGUUAAACAUGACCACGAUUUUGAAAGCGUAAUUAGUCUGGGGGAUGGGUGGUGGUUCAGGAUCGAUUUUCGUUAUCCGUAUGGGGAUUGGUAUUCUGGAUUGCUUAGAUAUUAGUAUUACGUCAAAAAAAAAUAUCGGAUUCAGUUCUUUUGUAUGAAAUUUGUGAUUAGGUUGUUUAAAUUUACUAUUCAAAUUGUCCGUUUGUGAUUCAUGAAACUAUGAAACUUAAAUGGCUUAUACUGCAUGGGUUUGAUCACGAUUCACAGACCGAUUCAUGGUCAUCGAUUAA
Erythranthe guttata (spotted monkey flower) is the source of this 1464-nucleotide messenger RNA. RefSeq names its product plant UBX domain-containing protein 8. The record is from RefSeq and is a predicted model, not a curated record. Gene Ontology annotation, molecular function: ubiquitin binding. NCBI's taxonomy places the organism in Eukaryota, Viridiplantae, Streptophyta, Magnoliopsida, Lamiales, Phrymaceae.